Messenger RNA from Cryptomeria japonica (Japanese cedar), 3315 nucleotides. Its product is annotated as two-component response regulator ARR2. The transcript is spliced from 6 exons. The record is from RefSeq and is a predicted model, not a curated record. Lineage: Eukaryota; Viridiplantae; Streptophyta; Pinopsida; Cupressales; Cupressaceae. The coding region runs from base 408 to 2747 and encodes 779 amino acids. Gene Ontology annotation, molecular function: DNA binding. Gene Ontology annotation, biological process: phosphorelay signal transduction system; cytokinin-activated signaling pathway.
UACCUGUGAAUGGAGUCAGAGCAUAUUAUCUUAGCCAAGGUCGAAUCUCAAGUCAAUUGGUUGGUUGUUUUUAUGUGCAUGUAAAUGCUGGGGAUUCCAUCCUUGUUUUUUGGAUUUAUUUUCCUCCUCUGCGGUGGAAUGGCGAGAGGAGUGGGAGAAAGAAAGAAACCUGGCAUUUGGGCAAGCAAGGAUUCCUUUUUUUCCUUCACAUUUCUUGUAUUUUCCACCGCAACAACAUUCACUCUCAUUAUUGCCAUCCCAAAUAUGGACUUCAAACCUUCCAUUUUUAGCUAGAAUCUCCGUUUCUCUUGUUGUUCUGUAAUUCUUCAUUUCUUUCCAUAUCUUUUUUUCAACAAUGAUAUUGAUUCACUCGUUGGGAAAGGAAAAGACGAGAAAAUUGUAGGAUAAUGGCGACAGUACAGAAUUUGCAGCAUUCUAGUAUGAGCACCGCAAGCAGUUUUCAUUCCGACGGUCACAAUCCCGGCGGUCUGGGCGAAACGAGAGGUUUUAUGGAAAAGGGCGGUAUUAAUUCGGAAAGCGGUAUUACCAACCAAUUUCCUGCAGGGUUGCGAGUUUUAGUGGUUGACGAUGAUCCAACUUGCCUAAAAAUUAUUGACAAAAUGCUCCGCAGGUGUCUCUAUGAAGUUACGACAUGUUCUCGGGCAACUGUUGCAUUAUCAAUGCUCCGAGAGAGGAAGGGUAGCUUUGACCUGGUCAUUAGUGAUGUAUAUAUGCCUGACAUGGAUGGCUUCAAACUCCUUGAACAUGUUGGAUUGGAGAUGGAUCUUCCUGUCAUCAUGAUGUCAGCAGAUGGAAAAACAAGUGUAGUGAUGAAAGGAAUCAAACAUGGUGCAUGUGACUACCUACUAAAGCCUGUACGCAUUGAGGAGCUCAAAAAUAUAUGGCAACAUAUAGUCAGGAAGAAGAAAAAUGGGAUAAAGGAAUUGGAGAACUCUGGAAGUGUUGAGAACAGUGAAAAGCUUAAAAAGGGUUCAGAUGAUGCUGAGUAUGCAUCCUCAGUGAAUGAAGGUACAGAGUGUAAUUCAAAAACAUCUAAAAGAAGGAAGGAACCCAGGGAGGAGGAGGAUGAUUUUGAUCAGGACAAUGAUGAUCCUACAUCCCUGAAAAAACCGAGGGUAGUCUGGUCUGUGGAGCUCCAUCAACAAUUUGUUAGUGCUGUAAAUCAGCUUGGAAUUGACAAGGCUGUUCCAAAGAGGAUUCUUGAGAUGAUGAAUGUUCAGGGACUUACAAGGGAGAAUGUUGCAAGCCACCUUCAGAAAUAUAGACUUUAUCUUAGAAGGCUGAGCGGGGUGGCACAACAGCAAAGUGGAAUAAAUUCUUCCUUUGGAGGAAAUACAGAGAUCAAUUUUGGUUCCAUGGGUUCUGGAAGGUUUGACCUACAAACACUAGGAGCAUCAAGCCAAAUAUCGCCUCAAAAUUUGAUGGCAUUACAAGCAGGACUUUUGGGAAAACUAAAUGCAAAGAAUGGUAUGGGAAUUCCUGGAGAGGCAUUCUGCUUACCAGCUUCACUUCAAGGCAUAGAUUCUAAUUCUUUGAACAGCCUAAGAUUUGGCCAACCAUUAAUGAACAGUCAGGGUAAUUUACUACAGGGUUUUUCUACUGGUUUCCAAUUGAAGCAAAAUAAUCGGUUACACCCUCACAUUCCUUCAUUUGGGAAUGUAGACUUACCAGAGAAUGAUACAUCUUCAGGUCACUCAUUGUUACCACGGCAGCUUGCAACAGGUACUGUGAAUCCUGGAGAUCUGGGUCAGGUGUGCGUGGCAGAUAACAAUGUAGGUCUGAAUCUAUACAACAAUGCAAUGAUGAUAAAAUUAUUACAGCAAGAACAGCUGCAGCAGCAAGAACUACGUCAACAGGUUCAGAUACCUGCAGCAAUGCCACAUCAAUCUGAUGGUCAAUUGCAAGGCAGACAAAUUUUAAAUUUUCCAUCAGCUAAUCUCUUAGGUCAACGGGCAGUUUCAAACCCUUUAUGUGCAGUAGGAAGUCCUGAUAGCAUUCAUGGGAAUAGCCUAACUGGCCCUAACAUAGAGCAAUUAAAUCCAACAUCACUACCAGAACAUGGAUAUCCAGCAUGUACAUCUAAUGCAUAUUUUGGAAUUGAUCAGAUGCCGGUUAUUGAUUACAAGAAUCAUAGCUUUCACGCAUUGCCAGGGAACAGUAUGAAUCGUCUGACGAGCAAUCUUGCAACGUCUGCUCCAUUGUCAGUUCAGGCUGAAGUUGAAAUGAGUUUACCAGGGAUGAAAAACCCUUCGGGAACACCAGAAUUGUUCAACACCCAAACCUUAAGAAGUUCUAGUUUAAAUUUUUGUGCAUCCAAUGGCCUUGCUUCCACCAUAAACCAAAGCAACAUUCAUGGUUGGCAGGUUCCAAAUUUUGCUGGGAAUCAAGAUUUGGGUCAAAUAGUGACCCCAACACAGAGUGCACGUUACAGUGAAUCUUCCUCUGUAUCCCAGGGCUUGAAUCUUCCUGGGAUACAUUGUCAUAUGCAAGCCACAAAUGUUGGAUUUGCAAGGAGAGGAUUGAAUGUUUCCAACAUACUCCCGUCAGAUGCUGGGCAUACAAGGGCUGCCAAUGAUGCAGCCUGUCAAAGUGAACAGUCAACGGCUGACAGUGGGCCAAGAUUUAAGGACAGUGCAUCUGAUUUGACAAAACAUGAGAGGACCAAAUCUGAAGAAGACGAGUUCAGUGUGGAUGGUUAUCAGUUAAAGGGUGUUCAUGUGAAAUAGAUUAUUCUUUGAUUAGUUUUCAGUAGAAAACUUAACUUGAAGUGGCAAAAGCGACACAGUUGAGUAUACAGAUGUUACAAGAUGUCAAUAGAAAUAAUCUCUUUGCUCCUGUAUGUCAGGGCCCUUUAAUUGUUCUUUGACCACACAUAGGUUUAUCAAUUUACUGUAGAGUUUCCUAUGUUAACUGUACAUCAGUUUCACAUCUUCUUUGAUUUUGGAUCUUGUUCGGAAAACCCCUCUUCAGAAAAGUUCAUGUGGAAAAGCCAGCUUAGAAUUUAAGCUUCAUAGUUUAGCUGUGCGGAGUUUAUGUUACUCUUUACAGAAAAAUUUGUUCUCCAGACUGAAGAAAUAAAUAUUUUCAGUGUUUUAGGGACAAGAAUGGACCUGUAGUUCAAGUACCAGGCUACUUUGAAUCUAAUGUCUGCAAGCCAUAGUUACAAUUUGAUUAUUUGAUGUUUUUCCAAUGUGACAUGCUCCAAGAAAUGGACAGGGAGCAUUAGGGAGUUCUCCUUGUACAUACGUUCAGCAAAUAUGGAAAUUUUCACAGCAAAAAAGCUGAAUUCUUUUC